CCCGCCCACCUGUGACCUCACACCUGCUGUCCGCCUCUCCUCCCCUUUCAUCAUCACAACACACAUCACCAACCCUAUCGACCGCAUCUCCCUAUUGCACCCAUCGUCAAACAUCGACUCUCGACUCUCUCUAACGUUCCCUCGUUCCCUCUUUUCUUCCUAUUUCUUUUCCUUGACUCCGGUACUCCAGACGCAGAGUUGCCCACCAUGAAGUCCGCUCUGUUGACCGCAGCUGUGCUGCUGGGUUCGGCCGAGGCCGGAAUCCACAAGCUGAAGCUCAAGAAGAUCCCCCUAUCCGAGCAACUCGAGAGUGUCCCUCUUCACACGCAGAUGGAGCAUCUUGGCCAAAAGUAUAUGGGCGUUCGACCUGACCAUCACGCCCAGGCUGUCUUCCAAGACACGUCUGUUCACGUCGAUGGCAACCAUCCCGUCCCGAUUACCAACUUCAUGAAUGCUCAGUACUUCUCUGAGAUCACCCUCGGGACACCUCCGCAGACCUUCAAGGUCGUUCUGGACACGGGCAGCUCCAACCUGUGGGUUCCGUCAUCAGAAUGCGGUUCUAUCGCCUGCUACCUCCACGCCAAGUACGACUCGUCCGAAUCUUCCAGCUUCAAGAAGAACGGCUCGUCUUUCGACAUUAGGUACGGGUCUGGCAGUGUCAGUGGCUACAUCUCCCAGGAUGUCUUGACCAUCGGCGACCUCAAGAUUAAGGACCAAGACUUUGGCGAGGCAACAAGCGAGCCAGGACUUGCUUUUGCUUUCGGCCGGUUUGAUGGCAUUCUAGGCCUCGGCUAUGACACAAUCUCCGUCAACCGUGUCGUUCCGCCCUUCUACAACAUGAUCAACCAGAAGCUCAUCGAUGAGCCCGUUUUCGCCUUCUACCUUGGCGAUGCUAACGAGGAAGGCGACGACUCGGAGGUCGUCUUUGGCGGUAUCAACAAGGAUCGCUACGAAGGCAAGAUCACCACGAUUCCUCUUAGGAGGAAGGCGUACUGGGAGGUUGACCUUGACUCGGUCUCUUAUGGCAAGGACGUUGCCGACCUCGAGGGUACCGGUGUCAUCCUCGACACUGGCACAUCUUUGAUUGCCCUCCCCAGCCAGCUUGCCGAGAUGCUGAACGCAGAGAUUGGCGCCAAGAAGGGGUUUAAUGGACAAUACUCAAUCGAAUGCAGCAAGCGGGACAGCCUCAAGGACGUCACCUUCGGCCUCAGCGGCUACAACUUCACCAUUGGACCUUACGACUACAUUCUCGAGGUUUCGGGGAGCUGUGUUUCAUCGUUCUUCGGCAUGGACUUCCCCGAACCAGUUGGUCCCCUCGCCAUUCUGGGCGACUCGUUCCUCCGGAGAUGGUAUUCUAUCUACGACCACGGCGCCGGCACUGUUGGUCUUGCCAAGGCGAAGAAAUAGAAAGCCAAGUCUUGCACUUGUUUUCAGCUCGACAGCGAGAGUGAAACCGAGAAACAGGGCAUAUGAGGGAUCAAGGAGAUGGCGGGAGCCUAUCCGUACUAGUUUUUCUUUUUGGAGGUAGUUUCCUUGUUGCGCCGUGGUUGAGAGGCUGUGCAGCCAGCCAGGGUGUCCCUAAGAUUCGAAUCCCUCCCUUCGGAGUUCCUAAGCAUACAAUUACGUACCCUACCUAGCCAGAGGUUUCCUUUUUGGUCUUGUACAGUACAGUACUCUCCAGUUUGUAACCACAGCAUUGCCCGGCUUUUAGUUUGGCAUUGAAGACCGAACAAAUUAAAUGCUUCCCCACCGAUAAGUGCUGCCCAUGGCUGCUAUUAAUUAGAUACUUCCUGCUCUGGGUUGUACGAAACCUGGAAAGGUCGGGCCUGUCUUCAGCCUGCUGUG
This is a messenger RNA of Phialemonium atrogriseum, 1845 nucleotides long. RefSeq names its product eukaryotic aspartyl protease. Gene Ontology annotation, biological process: proteolysis. The transcript is spliced from 2 exons. NCBI's taxonomy places the organism in Eukaryota, Fungi, Ascomycota, Sordariomycetes, Cephalothecales, Cephalothecaceae. The coding region runs from base 208 to 1407 and encodes 399 amino acids. The record is from RefSeq and is a predicted model, not a curated record. Gene Ontology annotation, cellular component: fungal-type vacuole. Gene Ontology annotation, molecular function: aspartic-type endopeptidase activity.